AUGGAAAGUGCUACAGCAGACACUAAUCUGAUGUCCAACAGCAUGGAAAAUACACAGUUACCCCAUUCCAUAGAAGCUGACAAAGACUAUAGAAGAAUAUUCUCUGACAAAAUGCAUGAAAGAGGCUUAAGACUGCAACAAACAACACUGGAGAAUGUGAAAAAACACAGAGAACGCAAAAAGAAAACCGAAGAAAUAGCUCCUGCAGAUGAACUGGCAAAGGAAUGGUUUAGCCAAGACAAAUCCACAGUGGGCACACGAGCUUAUCUGCUCGACCAGAUAAUGCCCUCCGUUGUUCAGGGAGUUGAGGCCAUGCUCAAGAAGGUUGAGAACAAAAAGGUUCUUGAAGAUGAUUCAGUAAAAUUUAAUCCAGUCAAUUAUCUUGGAGAAUAUUUUAUGAGACAUAAUCACGAAUUCUUCACAGGCUCUGAAAAAUCUGCUUAUGCACGCGGCCUAGAACAAGUAGUUGCUGAUCUGAAAAAUAACGUUUUUGACUUAGAAUUCAACAGGCUAGGACAGCUAAAAGAAGAGCUGAAGGAAAACCAAGAGAACAGAGUACAGGUGGAAAGUAUUCAGAGCCAAGUAAUGCAGAAGAGAAAGGAAGCCUUGUCUUUGCAGUUUCAAGAAUGGACACUGGAUGUCACCGGGAGAAUCCCACUUGCACUGGUACAAAGCGCUUUGAAGUCAUUCUUUGAGUUAGUCUCUGAAAAUACAACGGGGCCUAAACCAGCAUGGAUCAAAGAGCUGAAGACAGUGGACUCUCUGGAACAGAAGCUUAAUAAAGAAGAGUUUAUAGAGUAUGCAUAUCCAUUCAUCAGUCACAUCAGCACAAACUUCUUUCUGGAAUUUCUGCAUCACAUGGCGCAAUGUGCGGACAUGUUCCGUGAGACAAUCCGCCUUGAUAUAUGGAGGCAGAGGUUUUCUGAACUCUUUCUUGCGUGUGAUGCCGGAAAGGUUGGUUUCCUCGAUAGACAGCGGGUCCUGGCCCUUCUGGAAAUAGUCUAUGACAGAAUAAGCACUGAGGGAGAGGAGUGGCAGCCACGAAACCCCCGGCAAUGGCCAGUAAUUGAAAUAGGAGAAAUGGAUCCAACAGACUUCUGGGUUGAUUUUCAGGAAGGAGUUAACCCAACAGAAGAGAAAGGAGAAGAGGACACUACUGCAACCUUCAUUAUAACAACUGAGUCUGUACCUGUCGUGGAAGACCUGAAAAAAAGUGCAGAGGAUGCAGGAGAAGCGGAUCUCCGAUCCAGCGCCGACUCCUCUGAGCUUGCUGGCACUUCCUGUCCCACGGUUGAACAAGCCCAACAAGGUGAAGACAGUGGCAGCAGAGACUCGCACUUUGAUGGCAAACCUUGGUCAGGUGAUCUGCUGACUUCAGAUUUGGCUAUCCGGUACAGUUCAUAUGGUGACAGAAGUCAGGAUGAGUGCCAUGACACAGUCUCUAAAUUCACAGAUCUGUGCAACAUCAUCUCGGAAAUUAACACUCGUGGUCCAUCGCGCAUUCCUAGUGCUUUCAGUGGCAGUGCCCUCAACUUACCCCAGUUUGUCCAGUUAAUGGAGACGUUUGUGGGGGAUGCCCCACUUGCAGCUGUGGAGAAACUCACUUCCUUUAUUCAGAAGGAAUAUGUGGAAACAGAAGAGGAGAGAAUUGCGCUGCUGGCUAAAGUUCGUCAAGAUGCCCUUAUAGCACGGCAGAAGCUUGUCCUGCAGGCUCUCUUUGAGAAAUGGGACAACGAUGGGUCUGGGUUCCUGGAGCCGGAGGAGGUCGAAGGAGUUCUGGCCAAAUACAAGGAGGGGAUGGAAUCAGAGGUGAUGGCUAAAGAAAGAGAGAGCCUGACAUCCUCACAAUCUCAGCGAGGGUCAAGGAAGUUGUCAGCGAGUGAGUUCACUAGGUACAUCUUGGGUGUCAUCCAUGAGCUACCAGGAUCAGAAGAAGAGGUGUUUGAGAAUGUGAUUGAGUUUCUGACCUCCAGCAUUGAGCGUACACAGGUAGAGAAACUUCGAGGAGCCACCCGGAGGAAGUGGCUUCAACACAUUCAGACAGUUGCUGAGACCAGUGGCGGGAGAUUGGAGGUGGUAUACAAAGCUGUAUUUCAGGCCCUUUACAAGGAUGCAGAGGCCCAUGGAAAUAACAAAAAGAUCAGUGCAAACAUCGCACUAUUGGAGCAAAGCUCACCUGGAGAAAGAUGGAAUGAGGUUAUACGUUGCGUUGCUUGUACCUCAGAGGAUGCCUUAUAUGUAUUAAACAAGACACUACACAGAGACAUGAAGGGUAUCAGUUUUGCAGCAGUGGACAGCGGUAUGCCGCAGCAUGUGCCUCGAGUUCAGUAUCAUGGUAACAUACAUUUUUGGAACAAAGAGCGCCCAGAAGAGGAGCAGAAGGGAUCUCUCAUUGUACUGCCACUAACAGAUACGCAGGAGAGGGUUUUUGGGACCCUCAGUAUUGACACCCUAAGAGAACCUCGUGAUAGAAAUAUCUUCCUUACACAUGAAAUUAGCUUUUAUCAGGGUGUGACCAAUGCAUUCAGUUCAGCAUACCACCAUGUACAGAGGAAGAGUGAUAUUCUACAACUUGUAAGCAGUGCAUUUGCCUGGAUUUAUAGCAGAGCUCCCAACAUCCGAGUUAUCAAUACUUACCUAAUGGAGCCCUGCGCAGACAAGGCACAGGGUUAUGUCUUUCGAAAUAUGAUGCACACAGACAAUAACACAGGCAUGUCUGAGAUCUACACUAGUCCUGCCACACUUCGAAGGCGAGACAACCUGUUCAGGGAUUACCUGUUCAAGUGUGCAGAUAGCUCUGAGGUCAUCACCACUGAUGCCUAUGGAGAACGUCACAUCGCUGUACCUAUUCGCGACCAUACAGGAAGAGCUCUAGGUGUAUUGGACCUCAACACUGGCCACUGCAAGGAGCUGCCCCCUCAUGAAUAUCAGGAUCUGCAGAAGAUGCUACAGAUGCUGCAGGAAGCAUGCAAUGAAAUUCUGGAUGAUCAGCCAUUUAAGAAUACAACAGAAAAGGCUGUCUUAGAGGCAGAACAAGUACCAGGACAGAGAAAAGUGGGAGUUCUGUUUCAUCGCUUCAUGCUGCAAGAUCUAAGGCACUGUGUUAGCAAACUGGAUCACCAAUCAUUUGCUGAACUGAAGAGCUACAAGGAGCCACCGGUCAUGGUGCACAGUAUACUAAAAGCUGUGCUGCUGCUCUUUUUCCCGGAGUGGGCUGAAUCGGAGGAAAUUCACAGCUGGAAUCAGUGUAAACUGAAAGUAAAUAGUGAUUUGAUCCGCAAGAUUUUAUCCUUUGACCCCACGGCCCAGUCUGUUCAAAUCAACCCAGAGAUUGUUGCUAAGUACAUUAAAGGUAUCCCAAGAGGAGCAGUUUGGAAACAGGGCUCCAUCCCUGCGGAGUAUCUCUAUAACUGGGCUUUUACCUGUCUAUCUCUUAUGGAACUUACCCAAAAAAUGGUGAACACACAGUUACCAUCCCAAGUCUCCCUGCCAACACCAAACUAA
This is a messenger RNA of Nanorana parkeri, 3504 nucleotides long. It is a transcript of the gene EFCAB5, whose product is annotated as EF-hand calcium binding domain 5. The coding region runs from base 1 to 3504 and encodes 1167 amino acids. The record is from RefSeq and is a predicted model, not a curated record. The transcript has 22 exons. Gene Ontology annotation, molecular function: calcium ion binding. Lineage: Eukaryota; Metazoa; Chordata; Amphibia; Anura; Dicroglossidae.